Messenger RNA from Annulohypoxylon maeteangense, 1316 nucleotides. RefSeq lists its product as uncharacterized. The transcript has a single exon. Lineage: Eukaryota; Fungi; Ascomycota; Sordariomycetes; Xylariales; Hypoxylaceae. Gene Ontology annotation, biological process: canonical NF-kappaB signal transduction. The record is from RefSeq and is a predicted model, not a curated record. The coding region runs from base 83 to 1162 and encodes 359 amino acids.
AUUCAACUUUUGACCAUCAAAUACAACGUCGGUUUUUCUAGCUUUCUUCAGCGAAGGAACGAUUGCGCAACAUGUACCCACGAUGACUACGGAACCAGGCUCGCCAAAGCGGCGACAUAUACUUUCCUCUAUCAACCCUGACCGCCGUUCGGAAUCGCCUAUAAUAGAAUCUUAUACACCCCCCGAAGAGGCGCCACCUCCACAUCCUGAUACAGAUAACGAACAACCAUCAGCAUCACUAGAUGCUAACGAGGAGACUACGGAGGCAAGAGAAAAGAAGAAGACUUCAAAAUUCCGAUUCAAAUCAAAGAAGACCUCGCGCUCUCAUCGCCACUCUUCCCGCGAUCGCGAUCGUAACCAUGACCAAGACCACAAUGCCGCAGACGAAGACUCCUCCCACCGUCGCCAUAGACACAGACAUCACCAUCACCACCACCGGCACAAGCGACGCCGCUCUCGCUCCCCCACGCCACCAAACCCAUUCGAGCCACAACCGCUAGACACAGAAAGCGCGUUCCGGGAAUCCCUCUUCGACGCAAUGGCCGACGAUGAAGGUGCUGCGUAUUGGCAGAACGUAUACGGGCAGCCGAUCCACGUGUACCCUAACGCGCGUGCAGGUCCCGAUGGCGAGCUCGAGCGCAUGGACGACGACGAGUACGCGGCCUUCGUGCGUCAACGCAUGUGGGAGAAGACACACGCGGGGUUGCUGGAAGAGCGGGCUAGACGGGAAGAGAUGCGGAAGAAAAAGAAGGGUGAGGAGGAGGAGGCUAGAAGGCUGACGAGGGAGAUGGAGAGGAGUUUGAGGAGGGGUGAGGAGAGGAGACGGAGGAGGGGGUGGAGGGUGGGGUUUGAGGAGUAUUUGAAGAUAUGGACGGGUUGGGAUGGGCGCAUUGAGGAGAUGGGUUGGCCGGUUAGGAGUGGACGGCGGGAGGAUGUGAGUGCGGAUGCUGUGAGGGACUUUUUCAUUCUGGGAAUCGAUGCCGAGGAUGUGGGUGAGGCGGAGUUUUUGGCGAGGUUGAAAGAGGAGCGGGUUAGGUGGCAUCCGGAUAAGAUUCAACAGAGGGUUGGUGGGAAGGUCGACGAGGAUGUCAUGCGUGAUGUCACGGCUGUUUUUCAGAUUGUGGAUAAGUUAUGGUCAGAUACCCGGUCUAAACGGCAGUGAUGCCUACGACCACAUAUUUCUAUUUUAUUAGGAGUAUCGGUUUGGUUUUUGGAAUACAAUUACGUGGAUGAUGGGAUGCUGAUCCUGAGAGCGUUCAGACGAAAAUAAAUAUUUAGCAUGAUAUGAAUCAUUGUUGGCGUGAAAUCAUUGCUUG